AGUUAACCUUUAGCAAAUGCCAAUACUAUGAAACCUUCUGCAUCAAACACAGACAAAAUCCACCUGAACCCUAUCAGUCCAGUUAUAUCACAAGUUCACGUCGAUGAUCUCGGAAUCUCGUCGAUACUUUCAAACAAACAUGUCACCCUUAAUAUCGAUCAUGAAGUAGACAAGGACGAAGCCCUUAUCCUUGCUAUGGGUUAUAAGCAAGAAUUCAAAAGAGAGUUUUCUCUUUGGUCAGUAUUUGCUGUCAGUUUCUCGGUCUUGGGUUUACUUCCUUCCAUCGCCGCUUGUUUUGACUACCAACAAUUGGUCAUUGGUAUGUCUCCUAUUCCCUGGAUUAUUGCUGUUAUCUUUGUCACAUCAGUUGCUCUCAGUUUGGCAGAAGUCGCUUCGGCAUUCCCAGUUGCAUCCGGUACUCCAUACGCCGUAUCUCGAUUAGCCCCACCUAAAUACCAAUCAUUCUUGACCUGGAUCACAUGUUGGUCCAACUGGAUGUGUCAAAUCACCGCAUCUCCCUCGGUCAACUAUUCCGGUGCCUGCAUGAUGCUUGCCCUUAGAUCAUACAAUGAUCCUUCAUACACUCCUACCAACGGAGAAAUCUACGCUUUGACUCUUGGAAUCCAAAUUGUUCACGGUAUCAUCAGUUCCUUGCCCACUGGCUGGUUAGCAAAGUUUAAUUCUGCUGGUACCACCUGUAACAUUCUUUUCCUUUUCAUUGUGUUUGUUAUGAUUCUCGCCGGUAACAACCGUCAAGAACUCAACCCUGACAUAGAGGGAUUGACUAAAUUCAACGUUAAUGCCAUUUCCUGGUCAUUGUACAACCAAACUGAAUGGCCUACCGGUAUUGCUAUGCUUAUGUCUUUCUUGGGGGUUAUUUGGGCCAUGUCUGGUUACGACUCUCCAUUCCAUUUAUCAGAAGAAUGUUCCAAUGCUGCCGUGGCUGCUCCAAAGGCUAUUGUUUUGACUUCAACUGUUGGUGGUCUCAUUGGUUUCUUAUUUAUGAUUGCUAUCGCAUAUACUGUCGUUGACAUUGAUUUAAUUGCCCAAGAUCCACAAGGUUUGGGACAACCGUUUGUUACAUACUUGGCCCAAAUUAUGAAUGGGAAAUUGGUGAUUGCUGCUACCGCACUCACCAUUAUCUCAUCCUUCUUUAUGGGUUGUUCCUGUAUGCUUGCUGCAUCCAGAGUCACAUUCGCUUAUUCUAGAGAUGGAAUGUUCCCUGGAUCUAGAUGGUGGAAACAAGUUCUCCCACUCACUCAAACACCCGUCAAUGCCGUCUGGAUCAACUUGUUUCUUGGACAAUUGUUUUUGUUGUUGAUGUUUGCCGGUGAUGUUGCCAUUGGUGCCAUUUUCUCCGUCGGUGGUAUUGCUGGUUUCGUUUCCUUCACCAUGCCUACAUUGCUUAAAAUCACCUAUGCCAGAGACAAGUUUGUUCCGGGCCCAUGGAGUCUUGGUAAAUGGAGUUCUCCAAUUGGGUUCGUCUCCGUUGCAUUUGUGGCUGUCAUGAUUCCAAUCUUGUGUUUCCCAUAUGUGAGAGGUGCCGACUUGAACCCAGAAGAAAUGAACUGGACCGCAUUAGUAUUCUUUGGUCCACUUUUAUUGGCUACUAUUUGGUUUGUGGUUGAUGCUCACAAGUGGUACGUUGGUCCAAAGAGUAACUUGGACGAAUACAUUGAGUAUUCCGACCAAGAUGAAUUAGAGGGGAUCGAUGGUAAAGUUGAACAUGUCACAUCUAACGAAAAGAGUUAGGGUUUUUUAUUUAUAGGUUGUAGUAAUGAGUUUAAUGUAUAUUAAUAUUGGAAUACUU
Spathaspora passalidarum NRRL Y-27907 is the source of this 1810-nucleotide messenger RNA. RefSeq names its product Gpt1p (gene GPT1). The record is from RefSeq and is a predicted model, not a curated record. Gene Ontology annotation, molecular function: transmembrane transporter activity. Gene Ontology annotation, cellular component: membrane. Gene Ontology annotation, biological process: transmembrane transport. The coding region runs from base 28 to 1752 and encodes 574 amino acids. Lineage: Eukaryota; Fungi; Ascomycota; Pichiomycetes; Serinales; Debaryomycetaceae. The transcript has a single exon.